Messenger RNA from Sebastes umbrosus (honeycomb rockfish), 2029 nucleotides. RefSeq names its product ankyrin repeat domain-containing protein 16-like. Bases 246 to 578 code for a protein of 110 amino acids. Gene Ontology annotation, molecular function: protein binding. The record is from RefSeq and is a predicted model, not a curated record. NCBI's taxonomy places the organism in Eukaryota, Metazoa, Chordata, Actinopteri, Perciformes, Sebastidae. The transcript has 2 exons.
UUCCUGCCAAUCUACUGCUCCACACUCCAGUCCAGUAGGUGAUGGUAAUGCACCAAAUCGUUGUUUGCCAACCACCAAUAAAGCUCAAAGAAGAAGAAGAAGAUAACCAACAGUGAACUCUUCUCUUCUCUGCAGCAUGUCUUCAGGAAGACCAGCUUGACUAUUUUCUGUCAUUUUGACCAGAAAGUGACUUUUUGUAGUUGGUGCUGCAGCCUUUAACCUUUAACCUUUGACCUCUAACCAGCAUGGAUGAGAACACUUUAAAGCAGCUGGUGAAGCUCACUCAGGAUGGACAGGUUGACUCUCUGCAGAGACUGAUGAGCAGCUCUGAGGUUCAGUCUGUCAGCAGGAGACACUUCGGUCGGUCUGGGGACACCCUGCUGCACUAUGCUGCCAGGAGAGGACACCUGGACAUGCUGCAGUAUCUCAUAAAGCAGGUGUGCAUGGAUGUGGAGCUGCACAACAACGACUACAAGAGGCCUCUGCACGAAGCUGCUUCCAUGAGCCACCAGGCCUGUGUUAGCUACCUGCUGCAGGAAGGAGCCAACGUGGACAGUCUGAAGAAAGCUGACUGCUGAACCUCAUCAUGCAGCAGACAACAUCACACAUCCCCAGAGACUCAGGGGGCUUUGUGAGGACGCUUGAAGACGAGGCUUUCUGUGUUUUCCUGACAUUGUUCCAUAAGAUCAUGCCACAGGUGGACAUGCUUUUCAACCAGCUGCAGAAGAGGAACAUGGACCCUGUCUUCAUCAGAGCACUGGUCCAGAGGUUCACAGACAGCAUGCUAACCAUCAGAUAAAUAACUCCCAGAUAUUUACUAUUAGCUGAUAAAGCUGUUGUUAGAAAGAUGAGUUGCUCACUUCCAACAGUCUGUAAAAGCCUGAAUGUGCCUUGUCAUCAAAGUGAAUGAACAUCAUAGAAAAGCACAUCACAAUAAUAUCUGUUUAGAAGUUUAAAAAGGAAAGAGACAAUCAGAGUUGGAUAAUAAUGCAGGUAAAGUAGUUAUUAAACACAAUCCACCAGGUCAGCUUCUAGAAGAGGCCUAGUUGUUAUUGAAGAUGAAUUUAAUUGUUAUGCAGACUAUACGCAGGCUAAAUGCACAGCAGAAUAACACUACAUUGCAUCUGGAUCAUGAAUGUAAUAUAAACAAAGUGAAUUAUAUAACCAUACUGUAAACAACAGUGAGUAUAUUGCACACAAUGAAUAGAAUUGCACAUGGAUCCAGUUCUCUUUAUACAUCCAUGAUUAAAACCAAUACCAGCCAUUUCUCAUAUUAUAGAAGAUAAAUAUUUGCUUGUAACAAACAGAAAGAAUGAGAUAAACUCUGAAUUCAGUCGAGGCUUCACUUCAGUUUCUCAACUGACUACAAACAGAUUACGUCUGGAUUUAGGUGUAAAGUCAGCUCCUUCAUAUUUAAUAUGUUUGAUGUCAAAUAAACAAACAGAACUGAUUAACAUGCGUACUCUAGAUUUUAUAUUCACUAAUCAUGUCCGUACAGGAGGAUUCCAGUUUCAUGUGUGACUCUGCCAGUUUUCACGUUACAUGACUGAACACAGACACAUAAAGUCGCCCGUGGAGCUUCUUCCCUCAGAAAUCCGUGUUGAAGCUGUCGUUCUCACCACCGUUCAUGUUCUGUUGUUCCUGCUGGAGCUGCUUUCUGCCAGCAGAUGUCACCGUUCCCUCUGUUUUAGCACAAAGGAGGUUUAUCAGAAUGGAUGCAGUGAACACUGAACUGAUGCUGUGAAUGCUUUCUUCCUGACUGACUUGGUGUUGUAAAGGUUAAGUGUCAUCAUGAUGUAGUUAAACUGGAUUUAAAAUGAUGGAAACUGGAUUUGAAAUUAAACUCGGCACACAAGUUUCACAAACGUCCACUUGGACUCAAGUAUGACCUGAUUAGAGUUUGGUUGUCAAAGGUCAAAGGUCACCGUGUCCUCAGAAAACACAUUUUGGCCAUAACUCAAGAAUUCAUCUGUUAAUUAUGACACUUUCACACAGAUGUUAAUUAUGAUAAAAUGAUGAAGUGAUGACA